Molecule: messenger RNA, 267 nt
Organism: Microthlaspi erraticum
Lineage: Eukaryota; Viridiplantae; Streptophyta; Magnoliopsida; Brassicales; Brassicaceae
Source: the annotation of a GenBank genome assembly
AUGAAGUACGAUGUCCACGUCGUUGAGAAGAAGGUCGUCGAAGACGAGGAAAGACAGAGCAAUACCACGUUGACACGUGGAGCCGGAGGAGGGCCACGUCCGGUGCAUGAGGUUGCGAAGGAGAUUGAGAAUCAAUUUGUGAAAGCUGCAGAGUCAGGAAGUGAGAUCGCCAAGCUACUUGAAGACGGGAAGCAACCUUAUGGUCGCAAACAUGGUAAGUUAUCAAAUCAUCGCUGCUUAGUAAAAUUCUCAGCUUUCUUCAACUGA